Molecule: messenger RNA, 501 nt
Organism: Nylanderia fulva
Lineage: Eukaryota; Metazoa; Arthropoda; Insecta; Hymenoptera; Formicidae
Source: RefSeq, a predicted model, not a curated record
AUGGAGGACACCAGGUUGCACAAAUACUAUCGAACGCCCGGAUACGGGUUGAACUCGCUGAUAUACCGAUUUCUCAUCACCGAUUAUAAUCUCCGACGUUACCUCCAUUUAAACGCUUAUUGCGGAACGCUGACUUUUCUUGCGUUUCUCUUUGCAGCGAUUGUAGCCAUUUGUUCGAUUGCGAGUUUAAACAUGGUAACGUCGAACGGCGCACUUUUUCGUGAAUUGUUCACGAAAGCGGAGAAGAAGUUACCGCGGAUGAAGAGCAUCGUUAAUAUCAUACCUUCGUACAAAUGUAUUCACAAACAUUUGCAACGGAUGAGCGUGUUCCAAGAGAAAAUGAAGAAAAUGUUAUGCAAGGAGCACCUGGAGCUGGAAAUAAUGAACAGCAAAAUGUCAUGCAUCGAGAAGCUAUUGAAACCGGAGGAACAAUCCGAAUGGCGUCGUAGCAGAUCACCGAAGGUAUAUCACCGUCCAAUUAACGCAGAGGUAUCAAAAUAA